AUGCAUAUUCCAUUCUCAUUUGAAGAUUUGGAUCUGGAUGAAUACGAUUAUGGCAAUGGAUAUGAAGGUUUAGUUGAAGAAGCGAAUGAAGACAAUGAGUCGGAUUUAGAAAAUUCAUCAACUACUCGACCAACAAACAUUGAAAUUCAAAAAACCCAACCGCGAAACUUUGAAAUUCUAGAAACCCAACCACAAAGCGUUGAAAUUCAACCCGAAAGAUCUCGUACUAGUUCUAAUCCAUAUCUCACGUCUUCUAUUAUGGCACCUUUCAAGCCACUAUAUCAUUCUGAUUCACCAAUGAUCGUUAAGUAUGGUAAAAAAAGAAAACCUUUGGUGACCAUUAAAAAUAGUAUUGUAAUUAAUCUUCCUUUGGAUGUUCCACCACAAGGAUAUGACCUGAAAAUCCAUUUAAAAAUUAGUUGA
Messenger RNA from Dentiscutata erythropus, 423 nucleotides. The record is from the annotation of a GenBank genome assembly. NCBI's taxonomy places the organism in Eukaryota, Fungi, Glomeromycota, Glomeromycetes, Diversisporales, Gigasporaceae.